Molecule: messenger RNA, 1503 nt
Organism: Microplitis demolitor
Lineage: Eukaryota; Metazoa; Arthropoda; Insecta; Hymenoptera; Braconidae
Exons: 4
Coding region: 1-1503 (500 amino acids)
Source: RefSeq, a predicted model, not a curated record
AUGAAUGAUGACGUUAGAGAUUGUGUUGAUAAUCCUUUAGUUUAUAAAGAAGGGAUUUUCCGAACCAUACUUGAUGGUGAAUAUUAUAAAGAAAAUUCGUUUUUCAAAGAAAAUGCGAACGCUUUAGCUAUAGUUUUAUACAUGGAUGAGUUAGGAGUUGCUAAUCCACUAGCUUCUAGUUCUAAAACCCAAAAGUUAACAAUGUUCUAUUGGACUCUUGCUAACAUUAACCCAAAUUUGCGUUCAUCACAAAAUGCGAUCCAAUUACUAGCUAUAGUUAAAAGUUGUUAUUUAAAACAGCCAGGUGCUUUGAAUAAAGUCUUAAAGCCUUUUAUCGAUGAUAUUAAAAAUUUGCAAACCCAAGGAAUUAACGUCACCAUCAAUGGUGUCCCGAAAAAUUAUAAAGGUUCACUAUUAUUUUUUUCGGGUGAUACUCCUGCUUCUGCUUUAAUGGGUGGUUUUAAAGAAUCUGUGUCAGCACAUCGCCCAUGUCGAACUUGCAUGUUUACAAAAGACGAAAUCAAACAACAUGUUAGAGAGACUGAUUUUCUUUUACGAAACAAAGAUACACAUCAAGAACAUUUGGAAGCAAUCAACGAUAAUACAACUCAAGCUACAAAAAAUUUUUGGCAAUUAUUUUAUGGAAUUAAUACUGUAAGUCCGUUAGCAGAUAUUCCAUUUUUUGAUGUGACUAUGUGUUUACCACAAGACUGUAUGCACGUUUUAAAUGAAGGAGUUACUGAACUUCUCAAUGAACAAUUAACUGCAUUCGAAUUCGGACACUUUAGCCGAGAUAAACCAGCAAUAAUCCAAAAUAAUGACCUUGCUGAUGAUAAGAAAUUACGACAAAGUGCAGCACAAAUGUUUGUUUUAGCACAUACUUUACCAUUUUUAAUUGGCCAAUGGAUUUAUAAUAGCGAUGACGAAGGUGUUACUGAAAGGCUUGAUUGUUUAAUUUUAUUACUGCAGAUAAUGAACUUGUGUCUGGCAUAUGAAAUACACGAUGACUCAAUUGAUACUCUAAGUCAACAUAUACCGAGAUAUAUAAAACUGUUUGGUCCAGCACGACAGCAAUGGUGCUUUCGAUUUGAAGCUGCACAUGCCUACUUUAAAGCUCUUGUAGCAAUAGUGCGAAGUUUUAAAAAUAUGCCUGACACAAUGUGUUAUCGUUAUCAAUCACGUAUGUGUUCCAGACUUUUUGUUAAUCCUGGUCAAUCAUCGAAAACUUUUUUAUACGAAGGUGAUAACAUAACGCCUGGACCAAGUGUACUUUUAGUCAAUCUACCAUAUAAAAAAUUAUUUGAUGACCUAGUUAAUGACUUUGAAAGGAGCGUGUGUUCUGUUAUGAGAUCACCGAAAGUUACUAUUCAUAGUACUAGUUAUAGCCAUGGAAGUGUAAUUUUACUUGAAUGUAACGAGGAAAUAAUGCCUAUAUUUGCAGAAAUUGAUGAUAUUUGUAUACUAAAUUCCCAAGCCUGGAUCGCCACUGAAUGGCCGAGAUAG